AUGGAGAAGAACGUUCACAACCAUGAUGGUAAUGGGCUUCUGCUAGCUGGUCCCCGUCUUCCACCUCCUCGCGAAUGGGAAAACGUUCAUGCUUUCGCGGUCCAUUGCUGCAACAACUUUCUACUUGCCUUUCCCAUCGAUAAAUCUUCCCUUUUAUCCAUUCCCAAGUUCUUCUGUUCCUUCACCCUUCUUCCAUCGCCAUGUUCCACUUCCCCUUCCGCCUUCUCUCACGUCGUCCUCAUCGUCGCCGCCACCUUCAUACGGCCACUUCCCAACCCCUCCAGCUACUACUUUCCCCACCCCAUUUACCUCAUUUGGGGCUCUAACACUGCUGUUGGCAAAACCCUAGUCUCUGCCGGCAUCGCCAUCUCGCACCUUCUCUCUUCCACUACCCAGUUCCACUACAUUAAGCCCGUCCAAACCGGUUUCCCUAUUGACUCUGAUUCCCGCUUUGUUCUCAACAAAGUCACUGAACUCUUUCUCCGCCGUAACCCCUCUUUUUCUCUUUUUGCCUCCAAUUCCGUCCUCAAGGCCUCAGGCUCCGCUGCCAAUGCUACAGGGGAGAUUGAGAGUUGUGGAAGGGAGAUGUAUGAGUUGAAUUGGCGUGAGGAGAAGAAGCUAGUGGGAGAAGGGAGUGGAUUUUCGGAGUUGAUUUGCAAGACUAUGUAUGCGUGGGAAGAAGCAGUGUCGCCGCAUUUGGCUGCAGAGAGGGAAAGUGGACCUGUGAAGGAUUUGGUGGUGCUCGAAACAUUGCACAGAUGUUUCAGGCAUGUGUUGGAAGGUGGGAACGGCAAGGGGAAAUCGGAAGUCCUGUGUGUUGUUGAGACUGCCGGUGGUGUGGCCAGUCCGGGUCCUUCUGGGUCACUUCAGUGUGACUUGUACCGGCCAUUUCGUAUUCCUGCUAUUCUUGUUGGCGAUGGGCAGCUGGGUGGUAUUUCUGGAACUAUUUCAGCAUAUGAAAGCUUGACACUUCGAGGCUAUGAUGUCGUUGCCAUUAUUCUUGAAGAUCAUGGCCUUCUGAAUGAGGUUUCACUGAUGUCAUAUGCAAGAAACAAAGUUCCGGUACUUGUGCUACCUCCUGUUCCUAAAGAUCCAUCAGAUGACCUUAUGGAAUGGUUUGAAGGUUCUCAUCGCUCCUUUAGUACUCUGAAGGAAAUAAUGCUUUCUGCUCAUUAUGAAAGAGUUAAGAAGUUGCAUGGCAUGCCAAGAAAGGCUAGGAGUAUCUUCUGGUGGCCUUUCACUCAACACAAACUUGUACCAGAGGGAGGCAUAACAGUAAUUGAUUCACGUUGUGGUGAGAACUUUGCAGUCUUCAAGGGUCAGAAUACAGGAGUCAUAGAACCUCUAUUUGAUGCAUGUGCUAGUUGGUGGACGCAAGGACCCAAUGCUGCCUUGCAGGCUGAGCUUGCAAUGGAUAUGGGAUAUACUGCUGCGAGAUUUGGGCAUGUGAUGUUUCCUGAGAAUGUUUAUGAGCCAGCACUAAAUUGUGCUGAGCUUUUACUUGAAGGUGCAGGGAAAGGUUGGGCUUCUCGAGUAUACUUUUCAGACAAUGGAUCAACAGCAAUAGAAAUUGCUCUCAAGAUGGCAUUUCGUAAAUUUUGUGUUGAUCAUGGAUUCAUUCCAGAUUUUAAUAUUACCACAAAUGAGCAGCCUGCUGAGCUCAUGGUUCUUGCACUUAAGAGUUCUUAUCAUGGUGAUACAUUGGGUGCUAUGGAAGCACAAGCAGCAUCUUCUUAUACUGGCUUCCUGCAGCAACCGUGGUACAGUGGAAGAGGUCUUUUUCUGGAUCCUCCUACUGUGUUCAUAUGCAACAGUACAUGGACUCUUUCCUUACCAGAAGGGUUCCAUAGUGAAAGUCUUAAACACAAAUAUAUCACUUUUGCUUCACGUGAUGAAAUCUUUUAUGAUGGCCGGGAUAAGUCAGAACUUGCGCAAGUUUAUUCAUCGUACAUAUCAGAACUAUUUUCUAGAAAUAGAGGGUUGUGUAUUGGAGCAUUGAUUAUGGAACCAGUUAUACAAGCUGCGGGGGGAAUGCACAUGGUUGAUCCACUUUUUCAGCGUGUACUUGUUGAUGAGUGUCGGAAAAGAAAAGUUCCUGUGAUCUUUGAUGAAGUUUUUACUGGUUUCUGGCGUUUGGGAGUUGAGACUACUGUGGAGCUAAUUCAUUGCAUACCAGAUAUUGCUUGCUUUGGGAAGCUGAUGACAGGUGGUGUUAUACCCUUGGCUGUCACUUUGGCAACUGAUGCUGUGUUUGAUUCAUUUGUUGGAGACUCAAAGUUGAUGGCUCUUUUGCAUGGGCAUUCUUACUCUGCACAUGCUAUGGGGUGCAUGGCUGCAGCUAAAUCAAUCAAGUGGUUUAAAGACCCUUGUUUAAAUCCUAAUGUCAGUUCUGAUGGAAGGUUACUUAGAGAGUUAUGGGAUGCUAAACUUGUUGAUCAGAUUUCAUCACUCCCAGCUGUUCAAAGAGUAGUUGCAUUAGGAACUCUUUGUGCCUUGGAACUUAAAGCGGAAGGCCAGAAUGCUGGGUAUGGAUCAUUGUACGCAAGAUCCCUUCUUCAGAACCUUCGUGAUGAUGGCAUUUACAUGAGGCCUCUGGGCAAUGUCAUAUAUCUCAUGUGUGGACCCUGCACUCCUCCCCAAACUUGCAAUGAGUUACUUGUCAAACUUUACCAGAGACUUGAAGAAUUUACUCAAAAGUCCAUAGAUAAAUAUUCUGAGUCAUGAACUUGUAACUUUUGGUUUUAGCUAGCCGCAAGCAGGAAAUAGAGCACAUCUGAUGUUGUGUGUAGACUUGAAACUUAGAAGUUACAUUUUUCUCGAAGCUCAAUGCCAUGUCUUCGUUGCAACAUUUUAUUUUAAGGCUUAAAAUUAGUUAGCUUUUUGUUUUUCCCCUUUUCAUUUUGGUCCUUGGUUUUAAUUUUUGCUGAUUUAUAUGGAUAUUUGGCAAACACCUUACCGAUAUCUGCGUGACGUCCGACAGGGACAGUUUCAGCUGCUUGCAUUUGCCUUGAUGGGCCUUCAAUGUAAAGCAAAACUUGUGGUGCUGUGAUGUAAACUUGUCCAGAUUUGAUCCAAUUGUAUUGGAUAUACCUGGGGGACAAAUCCAGACACUUAUUAUGUCAA
Molecule: messenger RNA, 3123 nt
Organism: Prosopis cineraria
Lineage: Eukaryota; Viridiplantae; Streptophyta; Magnoliopsida; Fabales; Fabaceae
Product: bifunctional dethiobiotin synthetase/7,8-diamino-pelargonic acid aminotransferase, mitochondrial
Exons: 15
Coding region: 1-2724 (907 amino acids)
Biological process (GO): biotin biosynthetic process
Cellular component (GO): mitochondrion
Molecular function (GO): S-adenosyl-L-methionine:8-amino-7-oxononanoate transaminase activity; dethiobiotin synthase activity; pyridoxal phosphate binding
Source: RefSeq, a predicted model, not a curated record